Messenger RNA from Spodoptera frugiperda (fall armyworm), 4174 nucleotides. RefSeq lists its product as uncharacterized. The coding region runs from base 251 to 784 and encodes 177 amino acids. The transcript has 2 exons. NCBI's taxonomy places the organism in Eukaryota, Metazoa, Arthropoda, Insecta, Lepidoptera, Noctuidae. The record is from RefSeq and is a predicted model, not a curated record.
ACAUGACGCAAUUGGCUUUUUCAAUGUCUUAUCUACAGCGAGGUAUGUUGUCAUUCGCCGAGUGGUCGUCGAGCUGCGCGCACGCCGCUCACCGCACGAUUUAUUUUUGUUUUAUUUGUGUCUUUUUGCUUUUUUAUAGUCGUCGAGGACAAAGUGACGAAUUGCGCGCCUGUAUUGUGCCAGUGUUUUGAACUUUGUGACAUUGGAGUUACCAUUUUUAAAGUGAUCAAGUCUUAGUGAAUUGCCGAACAUGUUUAUGUCAGGGUUCUUCAUCAUUUCCCCUGAUUUAUUUAGAAUGACGCCGCAAGAGGAGCGCGAGAGCUCACGCGGCGCGGAGAUCGCCGACGCCUUCGAGGACGACAUGUUUGGACCGCCACGCACUGAGCCCGCCGCUAGGCCCAAGCUCUCCAUGAUCUCGGCGCGCCUCCGCGCCAAUGAAGAACGAAAGCGGGUCAUUGAGAUCUGCUCACAAAAAUUAGAGAAUAUUGAAGACCCCGCGCGAGACUUAAGGCGUUCAGUGUGCAUUAACAACACAUACUGCCGACUGAGUGAAGAGGCGCGCCGAGAGAAAGAGGCGAGACGACGACGAGCGCGGGAGGAAUGUGAUGACUCGUGGGUAGGGAAGAAGGCGCGACGUGCUGUCGAGGACGAGUGCCUGGCACUGCUCGACGCCAUCCCAGAGCUGGGCGACGCCAACCUCGGCUGCGCACAACUAGCGCGACAGAUGCCACGACAAGACGUGCCCCUGCUGCCUCCUGGGCUCUUAACCGUUCUGGACUCAUGACCGCGCCGUCCUGCGCACCUCCACACCUCACUGUAAGCGAACACUGUGUUCGCGUGCUCCUGAUGCGAGCCGCAGGCUGCGUGCCGCGCGCGUCCAGACGCUCGGCUGCCGGAGACGGCGCUCCGGCCCGAGCCCGCGGCGGUCCACCACCGUGGCUCAAGAAUCACUGGACUAUUGAUUCGUGUUUAUAGUUUACGUUACCCGGAACGGACUGUCGACGUUUAGCCAAUUCUUUGUUGUUUAAGAAGAGUACUUACUUUGUUAGCGUGUUUUUUAUUAUUUAGUGAAAGUUGCUCAGGCGCUGCCGACGGGCGCGGUCCAAUUAGUGUUCAACGAUUAAUUUUUAUCGAACAGAGGACUCUGAAUGUGUGUUGUCGCUACAGUGAGGCGGCGCGCUGCCCUCACUUGUGGUGCAAGUUUAACGGUUCAUAACGGAGGCAUAGUUUUAAGUGAUAAUUAUUAUGUUAUAUUAUUGUACUGUAAAGUAAAUAGUGAUUAAGAGAUAGUGCAAAACGACUGGGAACGGUUGCGUAGAUGAGCGGUAACAAAACUUCCACGCUUACUUAGUUUUAUUCGAAUAGUAUUAUUUUGUGCUGCCUUUGUGAGAUCGGUUACACGUAACUGAAUAGAGUGAAAACUGGCGUUCUCGAUGCACACAUACACGUUGUGAUUGGAAUAAUAAGGACGAUAAUGUUGGCAACUUGGAAUCAAGUCUUAACGGAAUAUUUUCAAUUUGAGUAUAAUUGCUAACAAAACUAGUAGUCAGUAAGAUGAUAAAGGAAAAUUCGUGACGUAUGUGUGUGUGUCACCAGUAACUCGAUGGUUUUAGUUUCCUUAUCAAAUGUGGCGCGUGUCGACGUAGAGGACACUAACGUUCGCCCAACAUUGGCGGCCAACAGCCAACGUUUGCACGCGCCUCACAUUUUACUAACAAGUCCGAGAGUUACUUUGAACGAGUUUUGUUUUACUUUAUCGUUUUAAGUUUUAUUUAAACGUUUUUUUGUUUUGUUCAUUUAAAUGUUACCCUAUUGCUUAUAUUAUGACCAUUUAAAGCUUUGUUACCAUUAUUAUGAUAUUUAAUUGGGUUGUAUCUGAGUUUUAGAGAAAUAUCGUGACAUUGUUAAUUUAUUUUGUACAAGACUUUAUUUUCCUCUUAUGAACGUUGGUAAUAUUAACUUUAAAUAAUUCCAAUAUCAGACUUGCAUCAAGUGUUAGUCAAUUUAAACAACGUUCAUAAGUUGGGGGAUUGUGUGUAAUAAAAAGCGUUACUUAUCAAGCGGUUGUGCAAUAAGAUUGAAAGCAAUCAAUCGUUCGAUUGUGCAAUUGAUCCAUGGAACAAGCGAGUUCCUUUUCUUUUGAAAUCUUAAUUGUCGCAAAAUAUAUCGCUAGUAGCCCGUUUCGCCCCCUCUGAAUAGUAAAUAGGUGGGGGCGAGCGGGGGCGCGGCGCGGCGCGGGCGGGGGCGCGGCGGGCGCCGGCCGUGGUGUGGGUCUCUGCACCGUUCCCAGCACUCCUGUGAUAUUAGCCUAGCCUGUGUGUCGUAUUUGUGCUAGUUUCCCAACCGACUUGUUUGGAUAUUGUGCUUGUAAAAAAGCUUAAAAAAUUAAUUCCUUUUCUAUAUCGGCCAUUUUAUACGGAUUAACCGAAUUUUGAAUGUCGUUUACCCGACGGUAGGAUCGCAUUUAGAGUUUCGAUCACCAUUUGUGACGAGUAGAUGAUUUUGUUUUGAUCAUUUGGUAUGUUGUAUGUAAUGUUGAAUAAUCAUUAUUGUAUUAUAAAAUUUAUAAAGUUAGACGCUUGUACACUUAGCUGUUGCCCUUAUUAGGGGAUAAUGAUAAGAUGAUAAUAUGUCUACAAAAUGAAAUUCAUACAAAAAUGAUGAUUAGUGUUCUAAUACAUUUCGGUCACUAGUUGUUAAAAUUUGCAAGCAAAAUGUACUUUAUUAAUUGAAGAUAAAACGCACAUAUUUACAGAUAAGUAGAUUUUUCAAAAUACUGUAAAUCGGUCACGUUUGUGGGCGCACAGAGUUCAGUAAUCGGACUGUGAGUUGUCAUGUAAAAAGUUGAUAAAUGUAAAGCAAGUUUGGUAUCAAUCAAGUGUAUUGUCCUAUAACGGGUUUUUAUUUUCUAACGUAUCAAGUGACCAAGAAUUGUUUUGAUCGUGCUUUCUAACAUUCCUAUCUGCUUGUCAUUAAUGGCAACGCGCCGUAAGGAGAAUCAUUGUACUGGUACUAUUACUUGUUGAAACGUGACUACUCCUUGGACGAUGUGAGAUUCUUAGAAAAUAAAUAAUUUAAUACCGAGCCUCUAGCUUUAGUCAUUCAAUCGUGUUGAUCGGAAAAUGUAAGAAAAAGAAAAGGAUGUUGCAGACUAUCACAUUAUUGAAUCAAACUCUCGUUUGUUUCACUCGCGCUCCUCGGGAGUGAGCGAGACAAAGAAUGUAUCGAGAUGAAUGUGUUGAAAGAAAUUGUAAUAUUGUGUCGAUAAUACUCCAAAGCAAUUGAAUAAUUUUAUUGGUUCCGUGUGAGGUUGAGAUUUGAAUAAACUAAAUAGUUGAGCUUAUUUGGAAUUUUAUUUACUUGGCACUCCUGCAUAUUGUAAUAAUAGAUUCCCCAGUUGUUUUUCAAUAUCAAGCAUUGGUGAGUCAGUGGAUCAGUUGAAAUGAUUGAGUCAUCGUUCAGACCUAAAAUACGAAACUACAAAGAAUGAACAGUACGUACAGGCAGACGAAUUCAUUUGGGUAUUAAUCAGGUUAUAAAUAGAAAUGGAAUGAAAUUAGUGGGAGACACAGUGAGCUCAGCGGCUGGAUGGGACGGGAAGAAAGGGUUGAUGUAACAGUUGUUCACCAAUUGGAAAUAGAUAUGAGUAAUACCAAUAUUCUGACGUACAAAGUACACAAUACCAUAUGAUCCGAAUCCUAAAGGUUAUUUAGAAAUCAAGCUCACACACACUCGAAUACAAACGCCGAUAAUUACCUCGUAAAUGUAACUAAGUAUUAUAAUAAUUUCUAGCUAUCUUUAGUCAAUUUCUGGACAGUUUUCCUGUUCUUUUCUUCAUCGCCAUUGUGUCAGACGUCCAAUGCUGAUAGACCUUCCUAAAUGAUACCAUUAUUACUUUUGCUAUUCCUAACUCCUAUUACAAUUUCUUUUAUACAUAUCGAUACGUUAAUUUUAAGUUAUUAAUAUGUAUAUGUGGCAUCUUACAAUACAUGAUAUAUUUAAAGCAAUGUUCCAAGAGGCGAAGUAUUUUACUCGUUUGUGAAAUAGUAAAUUUAAGAGAACGUUUUGUAAAUGUUAUCAUAAUUUUAUUAUUGUGACUAGCUGCUAUUUUAUAAAUGUUUCCUGUCUUAAGCUAAGAGAUGGUCAAUAAAUAAAUAUUAAAUAUUAAACUGUA